AUGGCCUCCGGGCUCUGGAAGAUGGAAGAAGUGAAUGAUGCGCCUCCCCAAUUGUGGGAGCCAAAGAUUGAACAAAAGCUGUCAGCGAUUUGUGUGUUGGAGCAGGCCACUCGCCAGGAGGGGCAGCGAAGGCAUGGCCCAGAUGCGGGUGGUGGACUGCCCUUGAAGGCUGAUCAAUGGACGGCCUUCCCGGAAGGGCCCUUCGCCGGGUCAGAGGACUUCAUAGAGAGUCAAACUUGGCCCUUGACACCUCCGACGCGAGUGUCUAGCGCCUCGUCUCGAGCAGAGGACAUUCCCUGUUUGCGUUCACCCAGCAGCUUCGUGAUACGACAACAGCAGACGCCUGAAGAACGAGGCACGGCAAUUUGCGAGACGCAAGAGGAACUGGUUGAAAAGCUGGUAAAGAUGGCAGCCAUGCAAAUCAACACCUCCAAGGCUCAAUUCGCAGCGUCGUCUGAACGAACGGAUCAGCUCCAGGAAGAGGCCUCAGAAGGAGUUCCACCGAGGAAGGCCGAACGGCAGAUCCUAGGUCCCAGGGUGAAGGUUGGACAACUGGAUCGACUGUGGUCCAAACUCUAUUCGGAGGUGUCCCAAAGAAUGACCUGGCUGACAGCUGACACGAAAGGCAUCAACGACCGCAUGGACCCUGAAUUCAAAAAAAAGCGUCACGCGUGA
Molecule: messenger RNA, 675 nt
Organism: Cladocopium goreaui
Lineage: Eukaryota; Dinophyceae; Suessiales; Symbiodiniaceae
Source: the annotation of a GenBank genome assembly